AUGAUGUCAUCGUUAUUUUUAUAUUGUAUUCUUCUUUGGUCAAUUGUUGGGAUUUUCGGUUCACCCACCAACUCACUAAAAGAUCAAGGGCGUGCUUUGUUUCAAUUUGGAAGAAUAAUCAGUCAUAUUACUGAUCGUAAUCCGCUUGAUUAUAAUGGUUAUGGAUGUCACUGUGGUUCGGGUAGUAAAGGUUCCAAGGUAGUUGAUGCUGCUGAUCAAUGUUGUGUUGCUCAUGAUUAUUGUUACAAUAGUGCAUGGUACGAUUAUGAUUUUGUUACAAACGAUAUUCUAUGUACUGAUGGAUUAGGAACAGUUGAUCGUGCAGCAUGUGAAUGUGAUAGGCAAGCAGCAUUGUGCUUUCGCUCCUCACCUUAUAACCCAGCUUAUAAGGACUACCCAGCAAAUCAAUGUUAA
Rotaria sp. Silwood1 is the source of this 414-nucleotide messenger RNA. NCBI's taxonomy places the organism in Eukaryota, Metazoa, Rotifera, Eurotatoria, Philodinida, Philodinidae. The record is from the annotation of a GenBank genome assembly.